AUGGGAACAUCAGUGUCUCGGAUUGCCAGUGCACGGGACACUCUACUGCUGCUGCUCAAGAGUUUACCCAUGGGCUGCUUCUUUAACAUCUACAGUUUUGGAUCCACCUUUGAACAAAUAUUUCCGGAAAGUGUGAAGUAUAGUCAGAAAACAAUGGAGGAAGCUCUGAAAAAAGUGGAAAACAUGAAGGCUAACCUUGGAGGAACAGAGAUCUUGGCACCGUUGAAACGCAUUUACAGCCAGGCCUGCAUCCCCAACCAGCGAGACAGUUUUAGUUUUGUGUUGUUUGUCUUUACUGAUGGAGAAGUAGGAAACACCAAAGAAGUCACAAACCUGGUCAAGUCUAAUGCAGCCGCUCACAGAUGUUUUUCCUUUGGGAUCGGGGAAGGAGCCAGCACUGCUCUUAUCAAUGGUCUGGCAAAAGAAGGAGGAGGACACGCACAGUUCAUCUCAGGCAACGACAGGAUGCAGCCCAAAGUGAUUCAGUCUUUGCGCUUCGCCAUGCAGCCAGCAGUAGUUGACAUCUCGGUGAACUGGGACCUUCCUAAAGGUGUCUCUGCCACUGUCCUGUCCCUUCCUCUCACAUCCAUUUUCCAGGGACAACGAUCACUGCUCUACGUCCAACUGACUGGAAAGAGCAAAAAGGAAGCAGAGGGCUGUGUGACUGUCAAAUACAGUCUGGCAGGACAUCCCACUGAAAACAAACUCAACUUUAGCCUCCAACCAGUGGAGGAUACAGGACUCACAGUACACAGGCUGGCAGCACGAUCGCUCAUUCGAUCUUUGGAGCAAGAAAAGGAGGACACCAGUCACAAGAAAGUUGACGCUGCGAAGAAGAAAGUAAUUGACCUCAGUGUUCAAUCUGGAGUCAGCAGUUCUUUCACCGCUUUCAUUGCUGUGAACAAAACCAGUGGAGAGGCCAUUCAAGGUCCCCUGCUGAGAAGAAAUGUCCCUCUUCCAAUGAUGAUGUCCUGCAGCAUGCCCGUGCCCACCCGCAGCAUGCCCAAUUCCUGCAGAAUGCGUCGGUGUGUUCCUAUGUUUAUGCAAAUGGAUUGUGUUGCUUCUCCUCCUCCUCCUCCUCCUGUAGUCUUCCAGAGCGCGGCCUGCAACGCCUUUGACUGUGAUGACAUGAUGGCGGAUGAAUGUAUGGUAGAAGAGUCUUCAAUGCCUGCAAAGCCCAAACCUGAGCGGGACCCUCUGCUGGAGCUGGUGUGUCUGCAGAAGGCUUCGGGCUGCUGGGAGUUAGAGCCAGAACUGGCCAAAACCCUAAGCCAGACGAGCCAAGACCUCCAGGACAAACAACCUUCAAUGGCAAACAAAGAGGUGUGGGCCACAAUUGUGGCUCUGGUCUGGCUUCAUGGUCUGAAAGCUGAUGCCAAGGACGAGUGGGAGCUGCUGGUCAUGAAAGCCGCCACAUGGCUGCGCUCACAGAAUGCUGUAGGCCUCUCUGAGUGUGUGGAAGCUGCCAAUGCUCUGCUGGGCUGCAGUGUUCAGAAAGAUGCCCUGGGACUCUAA
Molecule: messenger RNA, 1515 nt
Organism: Knipowitschia caucasica
Lineage: Eukaryota; Metazoa; Chordata; Actinopteri; Gobiiformes; Gobiidae
Source: the annotation of a GenBank genome assembly